Molecule: messenger RNA, 2081 nt
Organism: Hippopotamus amphibius kiboko
Lineage: Eukaryota; Metazoa; Chordata; Mammalia; Artiodactyla; Hippopotamidae
Gene: HSBP1L1
Product: heat shock factor binding protein 1 like 1
Exons: 4
Coding region: 320-742 (140 amino acids)
Biological process (GO): cellular heat acclimation
Cellular component (GO): cytosol; nucleus
Molecular function (GO): transcription corepressor activity
Source: RefSeq, a predicted model, not a curated record
CACGCGCACGCGGUGAAAAGGCAACUUGUCUGCUGCGGGCUCUUCGCCACAGGGAGAAGGACAAGGUCGCGCUCGCUCCGGCCUCUGACGCAGGGAAAAGCAAGCAAACAGCGUAGCUGGGAUCGGCUGGUCGCGCGACAUCCCGCCCCGCCCAGGACCCGCCCGCGGCCGCUCGGCCCGGUUCGGGAGCGCAGCGCGGCUCCCGGAUUCGCCCUCGCGGCCCGGGCUGCGCCGCCGGGAGCCUCAGGCGGCGGAGCGCAGCCGACAGCGCCACCGGCCCCGGGACCAGCCGCCCCGCCUGGACCCCCGGGGCCCCCGCAUGGACGCGCGGGAGCCCGAAGCCCCCAGCGGGCGCGCGCUGCGGGAUGCGGCAGAAAAUCUAUUUCAGGAACUUCAAGAACAUUUUCAAGCUCUGACUGCAACCCUAAACCUCAGAAUGGAAGAAAUGGGAGGUCGCAUUGAGGACUUGCAGAAGAAUGUGAACGACUUGAUGGUGCAAGCUGGGAUUGAAAGUUCUGCUCAAGAACAAACGAAAUGCACCUCACCACAAUCAACUCUGGAAUAUUUUCAUCAUCUCAAGAAGAAACCCUCGACCCAUCAGCUAUCACUGCCCAAUUUCCCCGUCUCCCGUCUUAAGCAACCACGCAUCUACUUUCUGUCUCUGUGGAUCUGUCUGUUCUGGGCAUUUCCUGUAAGUGAGAUCACACACCCCACAGCAGCCAGCUUCUUCCACUUAGGCUAAUGCUGUCAAGUGUGGCGCCUACGUCAGUACUGCAUUCCUUCUCACGACCAAGUGAUAUUCCAUCGCAGGGGUGUGCCCCGUUGUCCUCACCCCCUGGCGGUUGAUGGACAUUUACACUGUUUGCCCUCUUUGGCUCUCAUGAAUAAGGCUGCCAUAAAUGCUCGUGUCCAACUUUUUGUGUGGACCUACACGUUCGAUUCUCUGAGGUAUACACCUAGGAGUGACACCGAUGGGUCAAAUGGUAAUUCUACUUUUUGAGGAACUGCCAAAUUGUUUUCCGAAGUGACUAUACUACUUUCCCUUCCCACCAGCAGUGUGUGAGGGUCCCACUUCUCCACAUCCUUGUCAACACUUGUAAUAACUGACCUUUGAAUCUAUUCACACCCAUUCCAGUGGGUGUGAGGCGUCAUCUGGUUUUGAUUUGCAAUCCCUUGGUGACUAAUGACAGAGAACAUCUUUUCAGGUGAUUUCUGGCCACAUCUUUUGUUUUGUCUUGUCAGAAGUAUGUUAUUGGGCUUCUCUGGUGGUGCAGUGGUUAAGAAUCUGCCUGCCAAUGCAGGGGACACGGGUUCAAGCCCUGAUCCGGGAAGAUCCCACAUGCUGCGCAGUAACUAAGGCUGUGCACCACAACUACUGAGCCUGUGCUCUAGAGCCCACAAGACACAACUACUGAAGCCCACGUGCCACAAAUACUGAAGCCCACACACCUAGAGCCCGUGCUCCACAAGAGAAACCACCGCAAUGAGAAGCCUGUGCACCACAACAAAGAGUAGCCCCCGCUCACCACAACUACAAAAGUCCGUGCACAGCAACGAAGACCCACAGCCAAUAAAUAAAUAAAUGAAUGAAUAAACAAAUACAUUUAUUUUUUUAAAAGGUACAUUAUUGAAUGUCUUUUAUAUGCCGGGUACUUGGGGUCAUACUGAUUUUCUUUGGUAUUAUACUAUUUUGUAAAUGGGAAAAUUAAAGCUGGAGAUAUUAAACUACAGAUUUGCAUUUGAAUUUUAUAUCCAUUUAAAAGUACACUCCUUUGUGUGAGUGUGGGGACUUUUUUUUUGUCUUUGAUUUCAUUCUUUGGUACGUACUCCUCAUGUUUCAACAACACGUCACUCUGAUGAGGCAGUAAGUGUUUUCACAGCACGGAGGGCCUACCAGGCACUGUUCUAACGGAUCCCCAUGGAGCACGUGUCAGACAGCAGACACCAUCAUCCCCUUCCCACAGGACAAAACGGAGCUCGGGAGCCACUCGCCCAAGGUCCUCAGUAAUGACAGAGCCUGGCUGUGAACACAGGCGGGGGCUCCAGGGUGUGCCCCACACAUGGACCCGUGCUGCCUCCAC